UUGAACUGAAGAAGAAAAUUGUUCGGCAUAGCUGCCUUGCUAAAGACGUAGAUAGGUCAAUGGUGAGCGUAGAUUGUAUAUAGUGCAACGCGAGUGUUGCUUAGAAACUCUCAGACAUGGACAACCGAUGUCUGCACCGGGUUCCGUCAGAAAAUCAGGAGCAUCCUGUCUAUUCUGGCGGCUAUCUGGAGAACUCAUACGUCGACAACAGGCACCCGUCUGCGGCUCCUGAACCGACUCAGUGUUUUCCUUCGCUGGGACUACAGCCGGAUCACGCCGCUCCUCCAUGGACUCCUUCACCAGGAUUUGUCGCUCGCAAUUUCUUUGCGCCGUCUACCAGAGUAGAGGGUUUGGGAGUGUAUCGCUUGGACCUUCCAUAUGCAUUUGACCCCUCCGUCCCUCCGCCUUCCUUCGGCUGCCCUCCACCUAGACACUUGGUGAACAUAGUACCUUCCGCCACGUUAAACGUGUUUAGCAGCCUCCCGCAGCUUGGAGUUGGACCUCCUGCCAACUCCGAUGGUUUCCGGUCAGUGUUAGUUUCCGAUGAGAAUCGGCAGCAGGAAUAUGAAGCUUACCGUGAACGGGUACGGGUCGUGGACCUGAGAAUGAAAACAAAAACCACCCUUCAGAGGAAGCAGGAUACACAGUGGUUCUGGCGGUUCUGUCAGAGCAGGGCUAAACUUUCGAAUACCACACAGAUCCAGCAGCAGCAUCGCCCCCCCCGCUGUGACCAUGUCCUGAGAGAGUCUUUGUACGGAGCAGUUCAGCUAGCUUCAGCGAUUGAAGAAAUGCAUCAUUUUUUGAAAGAUAACGUGGAGAAUGACUGUGUAUGGACAGAGUCACAAUUUACUGUUUUAAAAAUGAAACGUGAGUUCCAGGAAAUAGUGAAACUGUUCAGUGACAGAGACUGUUUAAAGAAAUUUAAAGCUAAACUGAGUCGUGUUGCUCAGAGGAGAGCCCGGAGCCUGAGGGCUAGUAACCUGAUGCAGCAGGAGGAGAGAGACCGGUGGGAAGACAUUUCUGAUAAAGAGGCUGCUAUAGACAUAUGGAGGAUGAAGCAGAUAAAUCAAGUACAGGAAAAGAUGAAGGAGCAGGAACUGAAGCUGAAUGCAGACCUGGUCCUCUGUGAGGUGAGGAAAAAACAGGCAGAUGUCAAGAGGAUGCAGGACAUUCUGAGAUCUCUGGAGAAACUGCGCAGGCUAAGGAAAGAGGCAGCAUCCAGGAAAGGUAUCAUCUCAGAGCAAGAAUGUGAUAAGGCAUUCAGCAGUCGACUGGAGGGGCUGAGGAGUGUGAUGAAAAGACGGACAGUGGUUUACUCGGCAGAGGAAAAAGCUCUGAUGGUGAUGCUGGAAGGAGAGCAGGAGGAGGAGAGGAGGAGAAAGCAGGAGGGACGAGUGAAGGAGGAGAGCGAGACACAGUUAAAGAACAAACAGAGAGUCCAUGCCAUUCUAUUUGGAGAUGAUGAUGUUGAUGCAGUCCUGCAGCCAUUCAGAAAAUACUAUAACCAGGCUCAACGCUCACUGCACGCUUUAAUACAAGUCAGGGUCAGUGGUAGGACUUUCCCAAACCAAAAGCCCUGGGUAAAUGGUAAUGUCCGUGCUAAGCCCAGAGCACGGUCCUCUGCCUAUAACUCUGGUGACUCGGAGGAUUUGAAGAACACCAGAUGUGACCUACGGAGGGCCAUCAGAGAUGGAAAAAGAGACUACAGAGACAAGCUGGAAUCCAACUACCUCAGCUCUGACCCCCGGCGCUUCUGGGGUGGCCUGCGACACAUCACAUGCUAUAAAGGGAGAAAUAGCAGUGAUGAUCUGGCCGAGGACCGAGAAGACAGCACUCUGUCCCUGACCGUGGCUGACGUGAGGCGAGAGCUUCAAAGAGUGAACCCUCGAAAGUCAUCUGGGCCCGAUGGAGUUCUAGGCCGCGUCCUCGGGGGGUGCGCCCACCAGCUAGUGGAGGUAUUCACCUCCAUAUUCAAUAUCUCGCUACAUCUGUCAACAGUCCCCACCUGCUCCAAGCAGGCCACCAUCAUCCCCAUACGUAAGAAACCAUUCAUCACCUGUUUAAAUGACUACCGACCUGUUGCACUGACCUCCACCAUUAUGAAGUGUUUCGAGCAGCUGGUCAAAACCCGUAUCUGCUCUACACUUCCGAACACCCUAGACCCCUUUCAUUUUGCAUACCGCCGAAACAGAUCCACAGAUAAAUGGUAAAUGGCUUUGUAUUUAUAUAGCGCUUUUCUAGUCUUGAUGACCACUCAAAGCGCUUUACAGUACAGUUCUACAUUAACCCAUUCACACACACAUUCAUACAGUGCAUCUAUUUGCAGCACUUAGUUAUUUUAUGGGGGGCCAUUCGGGGUUCAGCAUCUUGCCCAAGGACACUUCGGCAUGCAGGUGGGUCAGACUGGGGAUCAAACUGCCGACCUUCAGGUUGGAGGACGACCACUCUACCACUCAGCCACAGCCGCCCGCAAUGAGGCCAUCGCCCUGACAACGCACACCCUCUCCAACCUGGGGAAGGGUUACACAUACACUACCGUUCAAAAGUUUAGGGUCACUUAGAAAUGUCCUUAUUUUUCAAAGAAAAUAGAUAACAUUAAAUUAAUCAGAAAUACACUCUAUACUUUGUUAAUGUGGUAAAUGACUAUUCUAGGUUGAAACUGUUUUUUAAAGAAAUAUCUACAUACGUGUAUAAAGGCCCAUUUCCAGGAACUAUCACUCCAGUGUUCUAAUGGUACAUUGUAGGAAUGCUUCGAUAUGGAAAUUCUUGGCCGAUACCGAUAUUUAAAAUAACAAUCUGGCCGAUAGCCGAUACCGAUAUUUGUUUAUUUUCUUUUUGUUGUUAAUCAUUCACCCUUUUGUGCCAGAAAAAUAAUUAAAUCAUUAUUUAGAAAGCACUAUUUAAAAAAAUGUCAGCCCUUCAUCACUCUUAUCUUUUAAUGAGCACAGAUUGAAUCAGAUUUAUGAAACAAUCUUUGAUUUAACUAAACUUUAUUUAACAGAGACAUAUUAUGCCCAUUUUACCGCAAGUUGAAAUGGUGCCUUGGGAUCUUAAUGAAAUGUCUGUAACAUAUUUUGGUCAAAAUACCACAAGGGUAAUUUAAAACAGUACCUUUUUACCCUGUCUAAAACGGCCCUGUUAAAGUAUCAUUAUAGAGAACGCUCUUCUCAUUGAUUUACGGUAGCAGUAUUGCCCGUUUAUUAGAUGUGUUACGGCUUCUGUGUGUAUGACGUAUGUUGUCAGUUCCCUUGUUACCUGUGCAUGAGACGGAUGAAUAGAGCCGGUGCACAUGAGAAUAAAGUACUUAAACAGACGCUACGCUCAUACUUUUUUACACCAAGUUACACUGCGUGAGUCAAGAUAACUUAACAAGCCCUCCUCAGUUUUACCUGUUUUUAGU
Pleuronectes platessa (European plaice) is the source of this 3400-nucleotide messenger RNA. It is a transcript of the gene pdcd7, whose product is annotated as programmed cell death 7. The coding region runs from base 117 to 2210 and encodes 697 amino acids. Lineage: Eukaryota; Metazoa; Chordata; Actinopteri; Pleuronectiformes; Pleuronectidae. The record is from RefSeq and is a predicted model, not a curated record. The transcript is spliced from 5 exons.